UACUUGAGAAGUGGAGGAUUAGGUGGGCCACGGUUAUAAAGCCCUCCAAAGUCCAGGUAUUUAGUUUGCUGUGCCCGGAGCUAGACUUGCUUCUGAUCAGGAUUAGCUGAAAAGACUGAACUGACCUGGAUACACAACAUGCACAGCAGCACUGCCGAAACUCCACAUACAGAUGGAACGUGUAAUGAGACUUUGUCCACGCAGUCACCGAGCUCUGAGUUUUCACUGGGUGUGUUGGUGCUGCUGGCUUUCCUCAUGGUGUUGCUAGCUCUGGUGACCAUCCUUGGAAACGUCCUGGUGAUCCUUGCUUUCAUCAUGGACAGAAACCUCCGGCAUCGGAGUAACUAUUUCUUUCUCAAUCUCGCUAUUUCUGACUUUGCAGUGGGUGUGUUCUGCAUGCCUCUCUACAUCCCUUACAGCCUGACGGGGAAAUGGCACUUGGGAAGAGGUGUCUGCAAGCUCUGGCUAGCUAUGGACUAUCUCCUGUGCACAGCUUCAGUAUUUAACAUUGUUCUUAUCAGCUAUGACCGUUUCCUGUCAGUUACUAAAGCUGUAUCUUACAGAGCCCAGCAAGGAAUAACAUCCAACCCUGUCAUCAAGAUGGUGGCCAUCUGGUUCUUUGCCUUCCUCCUCUACUGCCCGGCAAUCCUCUUUUGGGAGUAUGUGGCCGGACGCAGCGUGGUAGCAGCGGAUCAGUGCUACGCUGAGUUCUUCAACAACUGGUACUUCCUCCUGUGUGCAUCCACCCUGGAGUUCUUUGUGCCGCUGCUUUCAGUGACCUACUUCAAUGUGCACAUCUUCCACAACAUCCAGAGGCGCCAGCGGCAUGGCAGCAUGCAGGAUUGUGAGCUUCCAAGGAGUGGUAGCCUGUCCUGGAGAUGUUGCUUCUCACUGAGGCAAGGAGGGUUUUCUCCUCCAUCAGAAGCAGAGGACAGUGUUUCUUCCUCCGUGAAGCCAAAGAAAGAGUCCUUGGUAACUGAGAGCUCAUCUCCAUCCAGAGGCAAUUCUGUAACCCCAGAAAAUGACUUAUCUGUUUCCUUCUGUGCAAGGACCAGGUCAAAACUGCAGCAGGACAAGAAAAUAGCGAAAUCACUUGCCAUAAUUGUGUGUGUCUUUGCCAUUUGCUGGGCCCCAUACACUUUACUGAUGAUUAUUCGUGGGGCCUGCCAAGGCACCUGUGUCCAUAACUCCUGGUAUGAAAUAACCUUUUGGCUUUUGUGGCUCAAUUCUUCUCUGAAUCCAUUUCUCUACCCUCUCUGUCAUGUUAAAUUUCGAAUGGCUUUCAUGAAAAUAUUAUGUCCCAAAAAGUUUGCAACAUUGAGAUCAAGCUCUUUUUAGAAAGAAAAAGAAAAAAAAAAGCCCAAGAGGAGCUGGAUGAGGGAUGUAAGUAGCCACAGUUUGAAAUUAGAGCUAGUCUCUUCCAGAUUAGUCUAGUUAGGAAGCCUAGAUAAGCCUUCUGUGAAAUAUGUCCUCCUUCAGAUAAACAUUCAUGCCCAAAGUUUGUGUACUUUUUCCAGCUAUUUCAAUUGGUCAGUUAAAGGAUAGUGCCCUUGUCUGACUAGGAGUCUAUCCACAUCAUCUUCACUCAUGUUGUUGAAGAUGCUAUCUUCCAUUGC
Athene cunicularia (burrowing owl) is the source of this 1616-nucleotide messenger RNA. RefSeq names its product histamine H3 receptor-like. The transcript is spliced from 4 exons. The record is from RefSeq and is a predicted model, not a curated record. Gene Ontology annotation, biological process: adenylate cyclase-activating adrenergic receptor signaling pathway. Gene Ontology annotation, cellular component: membrane. Lineage: Eukaryota; Metazoa; Chordata; Aves; Strigiformes; Strigidae. Bases 139 to 1338 code for a protein of 399 amino acids. Gene Ontology annotation, molecular function: histamine receptor activity.